Molecule: messenger RNA, 3651 nt
Organism: Osmia bicornis bicornis
Lineage: Eukaryota; Metazoa; Arthropoda; Insecta; Hymenoptera; Megachilidae
Gene: Orct
Product: organic cation transporter protein-like
Exons: 10
Coding region: 1424-3145 (573 amino acids)
Biological process (GO): transmembrane transport
Cellular component (GO): membrane
Molecular function (GO): transmembrane transporter activity
Source: RefSeq, a predicted model, not a curated record
UGUAACUCGUUCCAAACUAACAUUCUUCUUUUUUUCCUUCGGAUUCAAUUAAUUCUUCUGAAUUGCUCAGAAAUAUAAUUUACAGCUUCCCUAACAGCUUUCCUUUUCAUUCAUCGUUUCGAUCUUCCGUUAACUCCACCUAAUCUUAAUUCUUCCCUCUUCAUUAUCCUUGCAAAUUGAAACAAGAAUAAUUAGAGAUAAUCGACACGUUUCCUUCGAAGCUUAUUAUUAGACUUCUAUUUUAAAAUCUCGCCGAGUAUUUACACGAUGCAAUCUUUUAAAUAAUUGCUUCCAUACAAGCUGUGUUAUAUUGUAACUAGCUGAUCGUAAUCGUUCGCAAAAGCUGAAACCGGUAAAAGCGCCCGUUUGCGUUAAGUUCAUUUGCAUUAUUAAUGGUCGGAUAACAUGUGGCUGGUGUCGCAAUGCUUGUCACCUCUUUGUAACGUUACAAAAUUUAUCUUCGAUCAACGAGAUGAUCCUCGAUACCAUCCAGAACAAUUUACAAUGUUUUCUCAAUUAGCCAAGCUAGCAUCUUUUUUUAUAAAUUAAAAUUUGAAGCAUUCCCAAGCUGAUCGACCUUUGACCCCUGUUCGCUUUAAUUACCGAACUGUCUCUUCAAUAGAUCUUCAUGAUCUUGUUACCAAAGCUGUAUGAAAAGGAAAUGAUAGUCUGCUUCAUUCUUCUAUUCAAUUAACUUACUAUUGAUUGUAUUCAAUUAGAUUCGACGUAGAUAAUAAGAUAGGAACGAUGUGGCGAGGACCACUGUGCAAUCGGCCUUGAAUGGCCAAUUAAUUUUCGGAUGGUCUAUAGCAUUAGCCUCUAUUAACACGUUCCUAUCUACUAUCUCAAAGUACUAGGAAUAUGUGCUAGCAUUUUGACAGUACAAGACUGAAAGAGGAAAGUCGGAAAGAAUCCGGUCUAGCCAAGUUCAUCUGUGUAUUUUAAGAAGAAUACCGUCUGAAGAUACCAAGAAAAAAGUAUUUACAAUCCAGACAUUUCUUCACUCAUCAGGAAGAUAUUUUCUUCGUUGCAUUAUUUCAAGCUAAUUUAAAUAAUCUCAUAAACUGUAUCAUCCAAAAUGACAUAAAGUUUUAAAACAUCUUGGGAUAGUUGCAAAAUUCCAAUCAGGAUUAAGAAGCAAAGGCUGUAAAAUUCUUUAGAGAUAAAGUCAGAGACAAACGUGUGGAUUCUUUCUUUUCGAUAAGGAGGCAAGAGAGAAGGUUUUCUCAUAGUGUACGGGUCAGUAAUUUGAUUCAUCGACGCACAGUAUAGGUCCGAGGACCUAUCCCUGGCAAGAAAUCAUUAUCUCCGUCGAGACGGAUUCGACGACAGGAAGAAAUUCCUUUAGGAGCGUAUCCCCGAGCAGAAGGACCACGGGGAUUCGAAGACGUAAACGAAGAAGAAUAAGAGAAAUCAAGGAAAAAUGGCAUACGACGAUGUUAUCCUACGUAUGGGAGAGUUUGGCCGGUAUCAACGAAGGAUCUACCUUAUGCUCUGCCUUCCAGCGAUAUCCUGCGCUUUUCACAAGGUUGCAGGUGUCUUUCUAGGCGCGAAAAUGAACACUAGAUGCGUGUUACCGUACGAGAGCAUAGAAAACGCAACGUAUUGUUUAUCUCAGUAUAUAAUGAACGCAAGCUAUCCAUGGGACAAUAAGAUAAACGGAUGGUCGCAGUGUUACAGAUACGAAGUACCUAGUAACGUGAACGACACAAUGUUCAAUAGGUAUCUCGACAACAUUCUCGUCCAGGAUGAUCUCAACCCUCAACGGAUCAUGCCAUGCGAAGGAUACGUCUACGACAGAAGAAAAUAUAAAAGUACCACUACUUCUGAGUGGAACUUGAUUUGUGACAAGGCAUGGAUGAGAGCUACGGGGGACGCUUUGUUCAUGGUAGGAGUCAUGCUUGGCUCGAUGAUUUUCGGUGGUUUGUCCGAUAAGUUUGGACGUAGACCAAUUUUCUUCCUGUCUUUAGUCAUACAGCUGGUCGGUGGUAUACUAGUCGCAGUUUCACCCGAGUUUAUAUCAUACGUUAUCUUCAGAUUGAUUGUCGGUUCAACUACAAGCGGUGUAUUUCUGGUCGCUUAUGUUAUAGCCCUCGAAAUGGUAGGUCCUAAGAAGCGUUUGGUAGCUGGAGUAGGUUGCCAAUUGUUUUUCACGACCGGCUACAUCCUCACCGCUGCUUUCGCGUAUUUUAUAACUGACUGGAGAAUGCUACAAGUGGCAAUCACUAUACCGAGCAUAGCGUUCCUCCUUUACUGGUGGUUUAUCCCUGAAUCUGCUCGUUGGUUGUUAACGAAGGGUCGCACGCAAGAAGCAAAAGAUAUCCUUCAACGUGCCUCCCUAGAAAAUGGCGUAGAGAUGCCCAGCGAAGUUUUGGAUACGCUUCUUAACAACAACAGCGAGGACACAGCACCAGAUUAUAGAAAGCCAUCGUUGUUCGAUCUUUUCCGCUAUCCAAAUUUGAGACGAAAAAGUAUUCUAUUAUUUUUCAAUUGGCUUGUAAAUAGCGGUACGUACUAUGGAUUAUCCUGGCACGUAUCCAAUCUUGAUGGAAACGACUAUGUUAAUUUCGUUAUUUCCGGUUUGGUAGAAAUACCUGCGUACACAUUUUUAAUUUUCACCCUAAAUCGUUGGGGUAGAAAAAUCAUUUUGUGCGGCUGUAUGUUAGUAUCUGGAGUAGCGUUGCUCGGCAUUUUAUUAGUACCUGCUGACGCUCCAUGGAUGGUGGUGUGUCUAGCAAUGAUCGGUAAACUCACAAUUACAUCGUCUUAUGGUGCUAUUUACGUCUUUACUGCCGAACAAUUUCCCACGGUUAUUCGAAAUGUCGGUCUUGGAGCGAGUUCUACUUUCGCUCGAAUCGGUGGCGUUAUUGCUCCAUAUGUGAUUCAUUUGUCUGAAAUUUGGAUGCCUCUGCCUUUUGUUAUUUUCGGAUCAUGCGUGCUCUCCGGUGGAAUACUGUCGUUACUACUUCCAGAAACAUUGAACAAGAAACUUCCAGAAUCCAUACAGGAUGGUGAAUUAUUUGGAAAAAAAAUUUCCAAGAAGAAGAAGAAACAUCAAUUAGAUAUGGAUCAGCCUAAUUCAAUUGAUGUAAUUAAACCAUUGAAACCACAAGAGAAUGGUGUUAACGAGAAGCAAAAUGGAUGACGUUAAUUUCUAAAAAAGAAUCUCGGCUAUGCUCAAACAUAUACUUGAAUCAUGUCUAAUUGUACAUUAGGCACUCUUCUAUACACUUUUUACGUGUAUGAAUCUUAAGAGUGCUAAUUGCAAGAUUGCAAUACCAAAAAAAAGUACAUUGAACUUCGAAGUUGUGUAACUAAUGUAGAUUGCUUCUAAUUGAACAAAACCUGUAAAACAAUCAGGGGACUAUGGGGUACUCUGUACUUUCGUCUUGUCUUAAAACGCAAUGAAAAUAAGAAGGUAGUGUUUGCCUUCUGUUUAUACAGGUACAGAGCACACAGCCUUUGUAAUUAAUAGCACAUAAAAGUUCUGCCAGCAAACAUAUCAUUUACUCUAAUUUCUGAAUGUAUCUACGUGUUAAGUGCCCUUGAAAUAUAAACAUGUGAAAGUUUCUUUGGAAAGUUCAUGCGGAAAGUAAUUAUGUUAAGGCGCGUCGGAUACAGAUAAAAAAAUAUAAAGACUUUGACAUUUUA